Messenger RNA from Paralichthys olivaceus (Japanese flounder), 1050 nucleotides. The record is from RefSeq and is a predicted model, not a curated record. Lineage: Eukaryota; Metazoa; Chordata; Actinopteri; Pleuronectiformes; Paralichthyidae.
AUGGAGGAGUCACCUGCCGAGGACCGGAGGCUGCUCUUCAUCGCCGACUUCGUGCUGAAGUCUUUUAAAGUCAAACAGGACAAGUGGCAGAAAUGUGUCUCCGGCGAGGAGAACCGCCAGGUGCUGCAGGACUUCCUGGACAGAGCCGAGCAGCGGAGCCUGGUGGUGUGUUUGACCGUCGGCGGGACGCUCCAGGCCGCCGCCGGUUUCGGCUCCGCGCCGCCCAGAACCAAGGCUGUGUACUUCAUGAAGCGGGGAACCACCGCGCUCACCGCGGAGACCAUGAGGGAGAAGCUGACCUGCGGGGACAUGUCCUCCAACCCGCUGGAGCUCUUCUCCGCCGUGGUUGAGGUGCUGGUCCCGUUGCUCUCUAACAGGAGCAACCACACUGAAUGGCCACAGGUAGUGUCUGAGGAUAUUGUGCCCAACGUCCACUCCCUGAAGAAUCAUGUGUUUGUGAUGUCAGGCCAAGUCCAAGGAAAGACUCUGCUGCCUCUCCCCAUUGACUUUGAGAGAGUGGAGCAAGCCGCCCUGGAGAUGGGCAAAAGGGGAGGAAUUGUGGAAAGGUGCAUUAUCCACUCCUUGGAGUCAGCAGUGAUUGAGUGGAGCCGUCAGAUCUCUGCCUUCCUGAAGAUAGACUCCUCUGGGGCUCUGCUAGAAGGCAAAAACCCCACACCGGACACAGAACUGCUCUUCUGGAAGAACAGAUAUGCAGAUUUGAAGGGUGUCCAUUCCCAGUUAACAUCCUCUAAAGUGAACAAGAUGGGGAAGCUGUUGGAGGCUGCGGAGAGCAGCUAUUUCCCUGCUUAUAGAAACAUGCAGAAGAACGUUUCUGCAGCCUUAGAAGAAGCAAAAGACAUCAGCAUCUACUUGAGUCCCCUCSAGCWCCUGUUUGAGAACCUGGAGAGCAUGGAGUUUCCUGAUGUCAAACGUCAGAUUGGCCCUUUGAUGCACACAGUAUGCCUGGUGUGGGCAAACUCAAGACACUACAACACACCACAGCGCCUCAUCCUUCUGUUACAGGAGACCUGCAACCUCCUCAUACAGCAG